AUGGGUGGAUUCACUCUGACUGUGUGCAGAUUAAGACACAAGAGACGAGCUGCUUCGUGCUCCACUAGAGACAGAAAUACUCUCAGUGAGACUGUGAGAGAAGAGAAAGAGAGCAAGACUGGCAGAUUGACUCUGAAUGAUAACGUCACUGCACGUGUCUUCACUGGGACCAUCACUGGACUGACAGCAGAGGAUGCUGGGAAAUACUGGUGUGCAGUGACAUUAGAAACAGACCUCAAUUAUCUUUACACUCAUCUGAUCGUCAUCAUGAAUGAGGAGCUGAACUUGACUAAGUAUGAAGGAGACAACGUGUCAAUCCAGUGCAAACAUCAUGAUGAAGAUCAGAAGAGCUUCUGCAAAGCACAUGAAGCCUCCAUGUGUGUGAAGGAUGGAGUUUCAUUGGAGACGAUCAGAGAUGAUCGAUUCUCUUUCAGUGAUGAAGCAUCUUCUGGAGUCUUUACUGUGAACAUCACUGAUCUGAGAGAAGAGGAUUCUGGGAUAUACUGGUGUGGACCUCACGUCAUCACUAAAGUCAGUCUCACUGUUAAAAUGGAUUUCUCUUUGCUGAACAUAAUUUCUUUGUGUUCGACUCUGCUGCUGGUCGGAGGAGGAUUCACUGUGACUGUGUGUAAAGGUGAUGCUCGCCUUCAUAAACACACACAUGUUUAUCUAGAAGGCAGAUUAUGUCUAAUAGACCUACAGACUAACCCAAAAUGUGAAAAAAGAAGAAUGAAGAUCAUCUGGACGUUCACUCUGCUGAUGAUUCCUGGUGUCGUGAGCUCCAUCAGUGUGAGAGGAUAUUCAGGAGGAGGAGUCAUCAUCACAUGCAGAUAUGAUAGAGAAUAUAAGAAAAAUGCAAAGUAUUUUUGUAGAGGAGAGUGGUCCACAUGCUCUGAACUCAUCAAGACUGUUAAGAAAAGCAAAUGGGUUGAUUCUGGAAGAUUCUCACUGUAUGUCAACACAAGAGCAGCAGUUUUCACUGUGACCUUCAGAGAUCUGAGUGAACAGGAUUCUGGGACGUACUAUUGUGGAGUUGAGAAACUAGGACCAGAUCGUUACACUGAAGUGAAUCUAAAUGUUGUAACAGCUGAUUGUUGUGAGAAGAGCAUCAGUCUCUCAGCUGCUGCAGGAGGAUCUGUGAACAUCAGCUGCAAAUACCCACAAUCCCACAGUGCUGAUGUGAAGUUUGUCUGCAGGAGAUCUGGAUCUGAUCUCUGUGCUGAAGAGACGUCUGUGGAGGAGAGCAGAAGAUGGAGCGCUGAGGGACAGAUGCAGCUGUAUGAUGACAGAGAGCAGCAUCUCCUGACGGGAACCAUCAGUCAUGUGACUCAACAACAUUCAGCUGAAUACUGGUGUGGAGUUCAGUCUGAUCAAGGACACAAGAGCUUCAUCACUCGAGUCCUCAUCAGCGUCACAGAUGUUUCAGAAACAACUUCACCACAACCAACAUCUUCAUCAUCAUCAUCUUCUUCUUCUUUCUCAUCAGUCAGGACUCCACUGAUCACAGGAGUUUCUAAAUCGUCUCCAUCUAGUUUUACACCAGCAGGCUCUUCUCUGAUCGUCUCUCUGGUUCUGGUUCUUCUGGUUCUGAUCAUCGUUGGUCUCUUAUUACUGUUUCUCUGUAAGAAGCAUCAGUCUCGAGCAGGCAGUGAUUCGUCAUCUCAGACUGGAGCAGGAAAACCUGAAGCAGUUUCUCACACUGGAUGUGAUUAUGAGGAGAUUAAAGACUCUCACAAACAAUUACCCACAAACCCCUCUGUUUCUGCUAACUUACAUGCAACAUCAGAGAUGAUGAAGUGCUUCGGGUGCGGAACUGUAGGCCAUCUGAUCCGGUCGUGCCCGGAGAGGUUAACGUCAGGUGAAGCAGCCGCUCAGGUGGAGGAACAGCCGAGUACAAGCGGAGCGGCCGCUUCAGUCACAACAAAGAGAAAUACACGAGCUGCACGAGAGGAAAGCGACGAUAGUAAUCCCGAGAAGGAAGUAACGAGCAAGCAAAGAGAGCUGGAAGUUCAAAGAGACCCAAAGGUAGGCACGGAGACUGUUGGUAUCGUUACUAGAAUAGCUGAAUCAGCGCUGCUUGAUGAGGAGAGUGCUGUGUGUGAGAGCGAUCUGGUUAAACAGUCUAUCAAAAGAAAAGAGCUAGAUAACACGCUGAACGCAGAGCAGGCUAGUAAAGUAUCAAAGUUGGCUUCAGUGAACGGCUCGCAGUCUGAGGAGAGCUGGAUGGACACGCAGGAGAGUGUAGGUGAGUCUAGUGCUGACACACAGCUGGAAGCUUUCACUAGACUCCCUUCAUUCUUACAGGACACUAAAGGCAUAAG
This is a messenger RNA of Sinocyclocheilus grahami, 2321 nucleotides long. RefSeq lists its product as uncharacterized. The annotation marks the transcript as partial. Lineage: Eukaryota; Metazoa; Chordata; Actinopteri; Cypriniformes; Cyprinidae. Gene Ontology annotation, molecular function: transmembrane signaling receptor activity; zinc ion binding; nucleic acid binding. The transcript is spliced from 13 exons. The record is from RefSeq and is a predicted model, not a curated record. Gene Ontology annotation, cellular component: plasma membrane.